This is a messenger RNA of Artibeus jamaicensis (Jamaican fruit-eating bat), 1299 nucleotides long. RefSeq names its product arginine vasopressin induced 1 (gene AVPI1). The record is from RefSeq and is a predicted model, not a curated record. Bases 435 to 869 code for a protein of 144 amino acids. The transcript has 4 exons. Lineage: Eukaryota; Metazoa; Chordata; Mammalia; Chiroptera; Phyllostomidae.
AGGUUCGUGAUCCAGCUUCUGCUGCGCUGAUAGCGGGCGGGUGAGCGAGUCAUCAGAGCCGGGGUACGGCCAGGACCCAAGCCCCCAGAUCCACCGACGGCCCGUUGUUGUGCAGAGCGCCACGUCCGAGUCCCGGGGUCCGACCUGUUCUGGGGAUUUCGCCGUGUGAUCUCCGUCAGGAUACCCCUUCCCAAGCUCUCGACCUGUAGAUAAACGCCGCCUGGUCCUUGUGAACACCUUCGCAGCAGAAGCAAGCCCAGAGCUGCGUCCGCCCUUUCAAAAGGCCGGGUAGGGGUAAGGUUUGGGGUAGGCGCAUCUUAUCUUGCCCCAUCCCGAUUUGAGGUCCGUCGGCGCAGCCCUUCAGUGUGAGCCUGGGCCUCGGUGUCAGAAACCUGGAUUCUGUCCCUCGGUGUCCUUAUCUGCGAGCACCCAGGAUGGGCACCCCAGCCUCUGUGGUGAGCGAGCCACUCCCCUGGCAGGCCCCACCUGAGGCCCGGGGCCGCAAGCAGGCGUCAGCCAACAUCUUCCAGGGCGCUGAGCUGCUGCAGAUCCAGGGCCUGUUCCAGCGCAGUGGGGACCAGCUGGCUGAGGAACGGGCACAGAUCAUCUGGGAGUGUGCAGGGGACCCCCGUAUGGCAGAGGCUUUGAGGAGGCUGCGCAGGAAGAGACCCCCAAGGCAGAAACCCCUGGGCCACUCGCUACACCACUGCAGCCGGCUCAGAAUCCCAGAGCCCCACAAUCCACUGGCCGACCCACAGAGCAGUGCUUCCGGCGACCAGUACCUGAACACUAGGAGGACAAGUGCCAGGAUCCGUCGGAACUGGAGGAAGCCAGGCCCCACAAGCUACCUCCAUCAGAUCAGACACUGAUCCAGGGAAGGGGCUGGGAGCAGCAGUAUCUCCCCCAGGAAUCAUAGGCACUUUUGCCAAAGGGCCCGGGAAGAUGAAGGAGGAAGAGACUUGAGGCAGACGGCCCCACACGCUGCUGCUGGCCUGCUCAAUUCAGAACAGGAUUGGAGGUGUCCACUGAGCUCUCCAUUGUGUGGGACCCUUUCCUCACCAGGAGAAACAGCGUCCGUUCUCGCCUUGACCCUUUCCCAUCUAACACUAUACUUGGACUGCAUGACAUUCCCGCUGGACUCAAGUGACGGGCACUCAAACUAAUCAUCUCACCACUCCUGCUACUAACCUUCCUGCUAUUACGACCAAUGGCCAAGCGGCCUGUCCUGUACCCCUGUCCCUGUCAGGUCACACAAGGAAACUGGUUUAAGUGGCAAAAUAAAAACAUUUGCAUCAAGAA